CACCUGGGGGUCCACGAGGCCCGGUUCCCCCGGCACCGGCUGGCCCGGCCCCUGGCCCGCCCCGAGGAGCGCCUGUGCGGGGAGCACGAGAGGCCGCUGGAGAUGUUCUGCAGGACCGACGGCGCCUGCGUCUGCUUCCUGUGCGCGCGGGAGGAGCACGGGGGUCACGAGGCCGUCCCCGUGGAGACGGAGUGGGGCGAGAAGAAGGUAGGGGGCCCCCCCGCGAUUCCAGCCGCAGCCGCCAGAGGGCGUUCGCGCCCCACUUGUUGCCGUGUAAUUGGUAGGAGACCUCAACCGUUCUCGAGGGUUUCUGAACUCCUAUUGCAGGAAGACAUCCGAAACCAAAAUUAUCCUGAAACACCUUCCCGCUUCUCUCAACCACAGACUUGUUUCCUUCUAAUCCUCUCUGUUCACAGGCAGGUUUCGACAUCGCCCCUCUCUUCCCCUCUCUGGACUUCGCAGCCCCUGAGUGCCCUCUCUGCCGACCCCCUGCUCCCGCCUCCUCCGCACUCCCGGCUUCUGUUCUCCUUUAUAAUUCCCUCCCGCUUUCUGCUACAGACAUUCCCUGACAUCAGUGCCCUUCCGGAGACGUCGGACUGGUCUCAGGUCACCGUGCAGACAGACCUGUUUCUGGGCACUGUCAGGAGAGCGGUGUCUGGUCUGAUGGAGAAAGUCCAGAAGACGCUUGAUGACAUCUACGCAAGAGAAGUGGAGAAGAUACAGAUCUAUGCAGCCGACGUGACAGUGGACGCCAAGACGGCGCAUCCCGGCCUUGUGCUGUCCGCCGACGGCAAGCGGAUCUCCCACGGGGACAAGCCCAAGCCGCUGCUGCAGAACUCGGAGCGGUUCGACCGCGCGGUCGCCGCCCUGGGCCGCGAGGGCUUCGCCUCCGGGAAGCACUACUGGGAGGUGGACGUGGGGGCCAAGACGGACUGGGACCUGGGGGUGGCCGGGGAGUCGGCCAAAAGGAAGGGGGAGGUCAGGGUGGCGCCCGGCGACGGGUACUGGCACGUGGCCUACUUCGACGACGUGGCGUGCGUGGCGGUGACCGAGCCGCUGACCUUCCUCUCGCUGAGGGACAAGCCGCGCCGGGUGGGCGUCUACCUGGACUACGAGGAGGGGGAGCUGUCCUUUUACAACGCCGAGGACCGGGCGCACAUUUUCACCUUCAAGGACGAUUUCGCCGAGAAACUCUACCCGCUGUUCAGCCCCGGCCUCAAUCUGGGCGGGCAGAACGCCGCCCCCAUGAUCAUCUGCUCUACGGACUAGGCGUCCCCGGGUGGGGAACAAUCUCUCCCGUGACCUUCGGGGGGCGCCAGUACGGAAAGCAUCUGCCGUUGUUCUGAAGGGAGGGCAUUCCUUCCAGGUUAAGGACCAAAACCGCCGGCCAGAUUCUCAGGUCAUUCUGUUGAAGUGCAAGAGCUGGCGGCGCCUCGCUUAUUCCAAAUAAUUAUUCCAUUCUGCUUGUUCCUCCGAGGAUUUGUUUAGACAGCAGGGUGGGAUGGGGUUGGUGGUGGAACAAAAUGAUUUGCUUCUGGCUCUCUUUUACAUUCGCUAUCGGGGGGAAAACGGGGAAAUAAAUGUUUCCUCUGGACCGAAUGGAUCCGACGGUGCCACUGCUGCUUCGACUUGACUGUAUGUAGCAAGGAGAACUACUCGUUCUUACUAAUGGAAUCAUCACCAAUGUUAUCAUAGGGAUUCGGGAGGAAGGUUAGAUCUUAACCUUGCCCACUUCUGCUCGCCUUCGUCUCGUACCCAGAACUCCCUUUUGUGUUCCUCUCUCACAUCUCCCCUGCCCUCCCCUCUGUACCUUUGGGCCUCAGAUUGGCUGCUGUUCUCUCAGCUAGGUGAGUCUCACCAAAUCCUUUAUACAUCUUCCUCUUUCUCCCGCAUUCGUUAGGAGCCAGCCAAACUACCGAAUAUUGUUAUAAGUUGUUAUAACAACAGCGUGUGUCCAAUACUAUGAUUUAUUGUUUUAUUCAUGUAAUAGUCCUUCAUUAAUACAGUCUGUUGAUCAGUUA
This is a messenger RNA of Lepisosteus oculatus (spotted gar), 2021 nucleotides long. The record is from RefSeq and is a predicted model, not a curated record. NCBI's taxonomy places the organism in Eukaryota, Metazoa, Chordata, Actinopteri, Semionotiformes, Lepisosteidae.